Abrus precatorius (Indian licorice) is the source of this 840-nucleotide messenger RNA. RefSeq names its product protein WUSCHEL. Bases 1 to 840 code for a protein of 279 amino acids. Gene Ontology annotation, molecular function: DNA binding; DNA-binding transcription factor activity. The record is from RefSeq and is a predicted model, not a curated record. The transcript is spliced from 3 exons. NCBI's taxonomy places the organism in Eukaryota, Viridiplantae, Streptophyta, Magnoliopsida, Fabales, Fabaceae. Gene Ontology annotation, biological process: plant organ development.
AUGGAACCCCAACAACAACAGAACCAACAACAACACUCACCAAACGAGGAUGGUGGCAGUGGAAAAGGGGGGUUUCUGAGCAGGCAAAGUAGUACACGGUGGACUCCCACAACCGAUCAGAUAAGAAUAUUGAAGGACCUUUACUAUAACAAUGGAAUUAGAUCCCCAAGUGCAGAACAGAUUCAGAGGAUCUCUGCUAGGCUGAGGCAGUACGGUAAGAUUGAAGGCAAAAAUGUCUUUUAUUGGUUCCAAAACCACAAAGCUCGAGAAAGGCAAAAGAAAAGGUUCACUUCUGAUAAUGUGCCCAUGCAAAGAGCAACAACUAAUGCUGUUGCUUGGAAACCUGAAGAACCCAUUCACACCAAGUAUUGUAACAUACCAUCUACAGGGAUCUCUUCGGCAUCAUCUUCUUCUGCUGAGAUGGUUACUGUGGGACAGAUGGGGAAUUAUGGGUAUGGAACCGUGCCCAUGGAAAAGAGUUUUAGGGACUGCACAAUAUCAGCUGGGGGCAGCAGUACUGGUCAUGUUGGACACAACAUGGGAUGGGUCGGUGUGGACCCAUAUUCCUCAGCCUACGCCAAUUUCUUUGACAAAAUAAGGCCAACUGAAGAAACCAUGGAAGAAGAACAAGAAGAAGAUGGUGCUACUGAGAUUGAAACCCUCCCUUUAUUCCCUAUGCACGGUGAGGACAUCCAUGGCUAUUGCAACCUCAAGUCUAAUUCUUCUAACUAUGAUGGAAGCAGUUGGCAUCAUUCUGAAGAUGGGUUCAAGAAUGGUUCUCGUGCUUCCUUGGAGCUCAGUCUCAACUCUUAUACCCGCAGAUCUCCAGAUUUCGCUUGA